Molecule: messenger RNA, 228 nt
Organism: Aspergillus steynii IBT 23096
Lineage: Eukaryota; Fungi; Ascomycota; Eurotiomycetes; Eurotiales; Aspergillaceae
Exons: 2
Coding region: 1-228 (75 amino acids)
Source: RefSeq, a predicted model, not a curated record
AUGCUGCUUCGCGUAUUUCUUUUUUUCUGGAGGGGAGGACAAAAGAGAGAGAAGAAGAAGAAGAAGAAGAAGAAGAAGAAGAAGAAGAAGAAGAAGAAGAAGAAGAAGAAGAAGAAGAAGAAGAAGAAGAAGAAGAAGAAGAAGAAGAAGAAGAAGAAGAAGAAGAAGAAGAAGAAGAAGAAGAAGAAGAAGAAGAAGAAGAAGAAGAAGUACUCUCACCCACGAUAA